Papilio machaon (common yellow swallowtail) is the source of this 2545-nucleotide messenger RNA. RefSeq names its product ice-structuring glycoprotein. Bases 66 to 2474 code for a protein of 802 amino acids. The transcript has 6 exons. Lineage: Eukaryota; Metazoa; Arthropoda; Insecta; Lepidoptera; Papilionidae. The record is from RefSeq and is a predicted model, not a curated record.
AGUCGUAUAAAAACCAGAGCACACGUUUCCAAAUUAUUCAGUUGCCACCAUCAAACACCACCAACAUGUUCGCUAAGGUUAUCGUCGCUCUGUGCGCUAUAAGCGCGGUUCGCGCUAGCGGACUGUUGGGAGUUGCCCCUGCGGCGUAUAGCAGCCACUCGAUUGCUGCUCCCGCCAUCUCUUCUGUGUCAUCGUACUCCACCCAGACGGCGCACGCCGCGCCCAUCGCCACCUACGCCGCCGCCCCGGCCAUCGCCACCUCAUACGCGGCUCCUGUUGUUAGCAGGACCAUCACUCCUGCUGUCUCCUCCGUCUCCUCCUACUCUACUCAGACCUCGCACGGCGCUCCCAUCGCCACUUACGCCGCUGCGCCCGCCAUCGCCACCUCCUACGCGGCUGCUCCCGCUAUCGCCACCUCCUACGCGGCUGCUCCCGCUAUCGCCACCUCCUACGCGGCUCCUGUCGUGAGCAGGACCAUCACUCCUGCCGUCUCCUCCGUGUCCUCGUACUCCACUCAGACCUCGCACGGAUCUCCCAUUGCCACCUACUCUGCCGCUCCCGCUGUAGCGACCUACGCCGCCCGCACCAUCGCCGCUCCAGCUGUGGCCACCUACGCCACACGCACCAUCGCCGCCCCAGCCGUCGCUGCGUACGCCGCCCGCGCCUACGCCGCUCCCGCCGUGGCCGCCUACGCCGCGCCAGCAGUGGCUGCUUACGCCACCCGCACUAUCGCCGCGCCCGCCGCCACCUCCUACUCCUCCUACAGCACCCAAACCGCGCACGGCACCCCCGUCGUCGCUAGGGCCUACGCUCCCGCCGUUUCUGCGUACGCCGCUCCCGCGUACUCCACCUACGCCGCCGCUCCUGCGUAUUCCACCUACGCCGCUGGCCCCGCCUACUCCACCUAUGCCGCAGCCGCCCCGGUGCUCCGCUCCUCCAUCGCAUACUCUGCCGCUCCCGCCCUCUCCCACGUCUCCUACAGCGGUCACGGUGCUAACUAUGGUUGUUCAAAAUCCCAUGAAUCGCAUGAAAAGAAAAGAAAAUAUAGAAAUCUCAAUAGAAAGCCACCUUUGUUCUGUCUGUCGCAAAUAAGUGUACCUUUUAUUGUCGUCGCUCUGUGCGCUAUAAGCGCUGUUCGCGCUAGCGGACUGCUGGGCGUCGCCCCUGCUGCGUAUAGCAGCCACUCGAUUGCUGCUCCCGCCAUCGCCUCCGUGUCCUCGUACUCCACCCAGACCGCACACGCCGCGCCCAUCGCCACCUAUGCCGCUGCCCCGGCCAUUGCGACCUCGUAUGCGGCUCCCGUCGUGAGCAGGACCAUCACCCCUGCUGUGUCCUCCGUGUCAUCCUACUCUACUCAGACCUCGCACGGCGCUCCCAUUGCCACCUACGCCGCCGCCCCGGCCAUCGCCGCUGCACCCGCCAUCGCCACCUCGUACGCGGCUCCCGUCGUGAGCAGGACUAUCACUCCUGCUGUCUCCUCCAUCUCCUCCUACUCUACUAGAACCUCACAUGGUGCUCCCAUCGCGACCUAUGCCGCCGCCCCGGCCAUCGCUACCUCCUACGCGGCUGCUCCCGCUAUCGCCACCUCCUACGCGGCUCCUGUCGUGAGCAGGACCAUCACUCCUGCUGUCUCGUCCGUGUCCUCGUACUCCACUCAGACCUCGCACGGAGCUCCCAUCGCCACUUACGCCGCCGCCCCCGCUGUAGCGACUUACGCCGCCCGCACCAUUGCCACUCCAGCUGUGGCCACGUACACCGCACGCACCAUUGCCGCCCCAGCCGUCGCCGCGUACGCCGCUCGCGCCUACGCCACUCCUGCCGUGGCCGCCUACGCCGCACCAGCAGUGGCGGCUUACGCUACCCGCACCAUUGCCGCUCCCGCAGCCACCUCCUACUCCUCCUACAGCACCCAGACCGCGCACGGCACCCCCGUCGUCGCUAGGGCCUAUGCUCCUGUGGCUACAUACAGCGCCGCGCCCGCGCUAGCAUCGUACGCUGCGCCAGCUGUCGCUACCUAUGCCGCAGCACCGGUCGUCACAAAGACUAUCGCCGCCGCACCAGCAUAUGCGACAUACGCUGCGGCAGCACCAGUUGUUGCUCGCACGUACGCCGCCCCUGCUGUUUCAUAUGCAGCCCCAGCUGUAUCUACUUACGCAUCUGCUCCUUUGGUAACUAAAGCAGUCGCGGCUCCCGCCCUCGCUGCCUAUGCUGCGCCGGCUCCCGCCGUGUCUUAUACGUCUAUCGCGUCACAGGCCACUCCCGUAGCGUAUGCUUCCGCCCCGUUAGUAACUAAGGCAUACGCUGCUCCGGUUGCCACAUACGCUAGUGCACCAUUGAUUUCCAAGACUAUAGCACCAGCUGUAACCUAUUCGUCGAUUGCCGCUCCCGUAGCCUAUAGUGCUGCGCCUGCGUACUCCGCCGUCAAGACGUACUACACCGCUGCCGCUCCGGUCGCCUAUAACCACGGAUGGUAAACAACCAAAGCGAUCGUUAAUUUUCUAAAUUAACAUGAAAAAUUGUUUUUGUUAUCAUAAAUUAUUAUUAA